AUGAGUGACAAGUCUCAGGUUUCGGCGGAGGCUGCAGGCGGAGGAGUCAAGCCUCUGGUGGGCUUCUUGGGCCCCCAGGCCUCGUACACGCACCAGGUAGACAUCUUCGAGGUCGUACAAGCCGGCGAGGUCGCUUUUGGCGUCGUUCCCGUCGAGAACUCAACCAAUGGGUCCGUCCUGUUCACGCUGGACAACUUUGCCGAUCGCAACGGCUUGUACCCAGACAUUUCGGUCUGCGGGGAGAUCUACCUCGACGUGCACCACUUUCUCGUCGGCCGCCGUCCGGACCCGGUUCACGACGCCGCCGCCGGCCCGGGACUACGGGGAGGAGACGAAGGCUCCGGCGCCUGCACGCCCACGGCAUCGGACCCGAACCCGCUGAAGCCGCGGACGAAGCCGCUGUGCAGCCUCAAGCACGUCCGGCGCCUGUACUCGCACCCGCAGGCGUGGGGCCAGUGCGUCGCCUUCUUGCAGACGUACCUCAAGGGUAUCGAGGCCAUCGACGUCAGCUCGACGAGCCGCGCGGCGGAGCUGGUCAGCCUGGACGAGACGGGGACGAGCGCCGCCAUCUCGAGCGAGAUCGCGGCGGGUAUGCACGGUAUCGACGUGCUCGCGCGGACGAUUGAGGACCGCGAGGAUAACACGACGCGGUUCUUCAUCAUCCGAAAAGGGCUGGACGAGAAGCAAAAGAUGCCGGGCCACUGCGUCAGGCCAAAGACGAAGACAAAGUCCAUGGUUUCAUUUACGGUGCCGCACGAGGCACCUGGCGCGCUGGCGGACGUGUUGGAGUGUUUCCGGCGCUACGGGACGAAUCUCACGAGCAUCAACAGCCGGCCGAGCCUGACGGCGCCGUUCAACUAUGUCUUCUUCGUUGAGUUUGAGGGGCACCGGUUCCGGGAUCCGGAGGGGAGGGUCAAGGGGGCGCUGGACGGGGUGGCUCGGGUGGCGGAGAGAUGGCGGUGGCUUGGGAGCUGGGAGGACCAACGGUCGUGA
Molecule: messenger RNA, 993 nt
Organism: Colletotrichum lupini
Lineage: Eukaryota; Fungi; Ascomycota; Sordariomycetes; Glomerellales; Glomerellaceae
Product: prephenate dehydratase
Exons: 2
Coding region: 1-993 (330 amino acids)
Biological process (GO): L-phenylalanine biosynthetic process
Cellular component (GO): cytoplasm
Molecular function (GO): chorismate mutase activity; prephenate dehydratase activity
Source: RefSeq, a predicted model, not a curated record